GAGGCGGACCUCCUGGCCGCCCUCCUGCAGACCCAUGGCUCACCGGUUCCAGUUACGACUGCUGACGUGGGACGUGAAGGACACGCUGCUCAGGCUCCGCCAACCCGUGGGGGAGGAAUAUGCCACCAAGGCCCAGGCCCACGGGCUGCAGGUGGAGGCCGCAGCCCUGGGACAGGCCUUCGGGCAGGCGUACAGGGCUCAGAGCCACAGCUUCCCCAACUAUGGCCUGAGCCGCGGCCUCACUUCCCGCCAGUGGUGGCUGGAUGUGGUCCUGCAGACCUUCCACCGGGCGGGUGUUCGGGAUGCCCAGGCUGUGGCCCCCAUCGCUGACCAGCUGUACGAGGACUUCAGCAGUCCCCACACCUGGCAGCUGUUGGAGGGGGCUGAGGCCACCCUGAGAGGGUGCCAAAAACGAGGCCUGAGGUUGGCAGUGGUCUCCAACUUUGACCGACGACUGGAGGACAUUCUGGUGGGUCUUGGUCUGCGAGAACACUUUGACUUUGUGCUGACCUCUGAGGCUGCCGGCUGGUCCAAACCCGAUCCCCGCAUCUUCCAUGAGGCCUUGCACCUUGCUCAGGUGGAACCGGCGGUGGCAGCCCAUGUUGGGGACAGUUACCAAUGUGAUUACAAGGGAGCACGGGCCAUAGGCAUGCACAGCUUCCUGGUGGCUGGCCCUGAAACUUUGGAUCCUGCGGUUAAGGAUUCUGUACCCCAAGAACACAUCCUCCCCUCACUGUCCCAUCUCCUGCCUGCCCUUGACCGCCUGGAGGGCUCACCUCCAGGGCUUUGAGUCUGGUGAGGGAAGUGGCCGGGCCCAACAAACAUUGAAGACAGAGAGCCCCUUCCUUCCCCGAGAUCUGGCCUUCGCCCCUCCCCUGCAGCCUCCGUAAGGCAUUCGGACCAUAAAGCAGUGAGCGGGGGGCUUUCGGCCCUGCCCCAUGAAGCAGCUUCUGGUUUCUGAGAUGGUUCAUUCUUCACUUGUGUCCCUUUUCCACCAUGAGCCCCCUUCACCUCCAACAAGAUUCAUGAGGGCCCAGCUAGCUUCAAAACCAGCACUUUCACACUUCCUUUUGGCCACAGGGCCUUUUGUCAUGGGAGACAAAAGGAACCCCAUGGUGGAACCCCACCAUGCAAAACAGGAAAAAUGAGAAACUGCUAAGGUUGAAGCAGAGGUCCUGGGCCCCUUCACUUGGGCCCUGAAGCCUCUGUGACUCUACCCCUGGGAAGCCUCAGAUUAGAGGAGCUUAGUUUGAAAACCAGGGUACUAAGCUGAGCUACAGGGAUACUGCCCUCUAGACCGCGUAGUCUGAAGGGGAAAU
This is a messenger RNA of Hippopotamus amphibius kiboko, 1319 nucleotides long. RefSeq names its product haloacid dehalogenase like hydrolase domain containing 3 (gene HDHD3). NCBI's taxonomy places the organism in Eukaryota, Metazoa, Chordata, Mammalia, Artiodactyla, Hippopotamidae. The record is from RefSeq and is a predicted model, not a curated record. The transcript has a single exon. Bases 35 to 790 code for a protein of 251 amino acids.